UGCACCUGCUUUUUCUAAUUUAGGAAAACUAAGGUUGACUGAUGUCAAGUAAAUUAUUAAUUUAUUCAUAAAAAUCAUUAAAAUGUAAAAUUGUGUUUAAAUUUAAUCAUACGUGAGACUCAAAAUGCCUCUGGAGGAUUUACUGAACGUAUAUUUCGAUAGAGCCCUCCAAGUAGCAUUUAUAAGUCUUCUAUCACAUUAUUGCCCGAAGAUUACAACCUCAAUACUGUUUAAAAUACAAAAGAAUAAUCAACUUCACACCUUAAAAUUAAAAGGCAAAUGAAACAUUUCAGUGAACACGUUUUAAUUUUUCGCGGGUUUAUAGCAUCCAAUAUGGCUGUCGUGAAACUGUUCGAAAACGACGAUUUUAUCAUUAUUAACAAACCACAUGACAUGUAUAUAAAUUCAGACAAUGAAAAUGAAAAGAACACAGUAACCUGCCACAUCGCAUCCCACGACUCCCAUCUAUCUGGAUCAUCGAACCCGUUAUACUUCGUGCAACGUCUCGACUACUCCACCAGUGGCAUUCUCUGCAUAGCCAAGAACAAGACGGCGGCGGCGCGCGCCGGCAGACUGUUCGAGAAACGCCUCACUAGGAAAUAUUACUUAGCUGUGCUCAGAGGACAUGUUGGCUUUGAGUUAGCUGAUAUACAUUACGCUGUGGGUGCUGACCCAUCGCCCCAAAGCUCCCACAAGAUGCUGCCCGUGGUGAGUUCUGCGAGCAUCAGUGAAGAGCCGCGCUCAGCGCACACCAGGCUGCUGGUGCUAGAGACAGGCAGCUACUGCGAGGACCCUGUCACUGUGGUGCUGCUGAAACCCAUCACAGGUCGUCGGCACCAACUGCGUGUCCACUGCAGCGCGGUGGGCCACACCAUCCUCGGCGACUAUACGUACACCGACAGGGUGGACAGCGCGCCGCAUCGGAUGUUCUUGCAUGCCACGAGGUUGAUAUUGCCAUUCCAACAAGAGCCCUUGGACAUUCAGACUCCAGAGCCGUUCUUCAGUGACACGGAGUUCAGCAGUAAAUGGAAGCCGGGCAAGGGUUACUACAAAUAUAAAACGCCUGAGGACUUUGUGACUGCCUGUGACGUCAUUGACCGAGAUUACACUGUGGGUAUCAAAUAUGAAGAGUUCUGUCUUAAAAAUUAAACGUUUUUAUCAUG
This is a messenger RNA of Bicyclus anynana (squinting bush brown), 1163 nucleotides long. Its product is annotated as RNA pseudouridylate synthase domain-containing protein 1-like. NCBI's taxonomy places the organism in Eukaryota, Metazoa, Arthropoda, Insecta, Lepidoptera, Nymphalidae. The transcript is spliced from 5 exons. Gene Ontology annotation, molecular function: pseudouridine synthase activity; RNA binding. The coding region runs from base 280 to 1149 and encodes 289 amino acids. The record is from RefSeq and is a predicted model, not a curated record. Gene Ontology annotation, biological process: pseudouridine synthesis.